Prunus dulcis (almond) is the source of this 2724-nucleotide messenger RNA. Its product is annotated as neutral ceramidase 1-like. NCBI's taxonomy places the organism in Eukaryota, Viridiplantae, Streptophyta, Magnoliopsida, Rosales, Rosaceae. The coding region runs from base 234 to 2570 and encodes 778 amino acids. Gene Ontology annotation, biological process: long-chain fatty acid biosynthetic process; ceramide catabolic process; sphingosine biosynthetic process. Gene Ontology annotation, cellular component: extracellular region. Gene Ontology annotation, molecular function: N-acylsphingosine amidohydrolase activity. The record is from RefSeq and is a predicted model, not a curated record. The transcript is spliced from 10 exons.
UCCGUGCGUGCCUUCCCUUCCCAGCUACCUGUAAUAUUUUUCUUCGCUUUGACUGCAUAACAAAACGCGGGUGUGCUCUGAAGCUCUUCUCUCUCAAACACUAACACCUCUCCCUCCCUCUCUCUCUCUCUCUCUGAUCACUGGCUUUGUUGAAGCACCGGGUCAGCCAAAACUGCCUGAAAGUGUAUUGAGGAAAUGGUUAAGCUAUAAUCGGUUUAUUUGGAGGAGCUGCCAUGGAGUUUUUGGGUCUCGGCGAUAACAAGGUUCGGAGAACUUAUGGAGCUUUGUGGUUCAAAAUCGUAAUUCUACUCGUUCUGUGUAGUGUCGAAGGAGCUCUCUCCGAUUCGAACUAUUUGAUUGGUCUUGGGAGCUACGACAUCACUGGUCCUGCUGCUGAUGUCAACAUGAUGGGGUACGCGAACACGGAGCAGAUCGCUUCGGGGGUUCACUUCAGGUUGCGAGCUCGCACGUUCAUUGUGGCCGAGCCGCAGGGGAACCGAGUGGCUUUUGUGAAUCUUGAUGCUUGCAUGGCUUCACAGCUUGUGAAAUUGAAAGUGGUGGAGAGGUUGAAGGCAAGGUAUGGGGACCUGUACACUGAAAAGAACGUAGCUAUUAGUGGAAUUCACACCCACGCUGGCCCUGGGGGCUAUCUCCAAUAUGUGGUGUAUAUUGUAACAUCUCUUGGGUUUGUGCGUCAGUCAUUUGAUGUCCUUGUUGACGGCAUUGAGAAAAGUAUUAUUCAAGCUCAUGAAAAUCUCGGGCCAGGAUCAAUUUUUGUUAAUAAGGGGGAAAUCUUAGAUGCUGGUGUAAAUCGCAGUCCUAGUGCUUAUCUCAAUAACCCUGCAUCAGAGCGCAGUAAAUACAAGUAUGACGUCGAUAAAGAAAUGACUCUUCUGAAGUUUGUUGAUGAUCAAUGGGGUCCGGUUGGCAGCUUCAACUGGUUUGCAACUCAUGGAACUUCUAUGAGUCGUACAAACUCAUUGAUUAGUGGGGAUAACAAGGGUGCUGCUGCUCGAUUUAUGGAAGACUGGUUUGAGGAGACUGGUUCUAGAAGUGCAUAUUCUGGUGAAGUUGCUGCUGAUGGAAUCCCGCGAAGAGUCUCAAACUUAUUUAAUGACCGUCGUGAUAAUCACCAUGAGUUACUAGAGCUUGCUGCAUCCUUUCAGUCUCCUCCUGGUAAGCUAGCAACCAGGACCUUGAGUGUUGCAAGACGUGUCAGGGGUGCACUAAGGCAGGCUGACAAGCCUGGAUUUGUUUCUGCAUUUUGUCAAUCAAACUGUGGUGAUGUAAGCCCGAAUGUUCUAGGCGCUUUCUGUACAGACACUGGACUACCUUGUGAGUUCAAUCACAGCACCUGUGGUGGGAAAAAUGAGUUGUGCUAUGGCCGAGGACCGGGUUACCCAGAUGAAUUUGAAAGUACACGUAUGAUUGGUGAGAGGCAACUCAGAAAAGCUGUGGAUCUUUUCAACAAAGCAUCUGAGCAGUUGAAGGGGAAGGUUGACUAUCGCCAUGCUUACAUAGACUUCUCCCAACUUGAAGUGACGCUUACCAAACAGGGAGGAGGUUCAAAGGUUGUAAAAACAUGCCCUGCUGCAAUGGGGUUUGGAUUUGCUGCUGGAACCACUGACGGACCUGGAGCUUUUGAUUUCACUCAAGGCGAUGAUAAGGGAAAUGCCUUCUGGAGGUUGGUGCGCAAUGUACUCAAAACACCAGGCAAGGAACAAGUGGAUUGUCAGAAUCCAAAGCCAAUCUUGCUUGAUACUGGUGAAAUGAAGGAACCAUAUGAUUGGGCGCCUUCAAUACUUCCAAUUCAGAUCAUUCGAAUAGGGCAGCUUGUCAUUCUCAGUGUACCUGGAGAAUUUACAACAAUGGCUGGUAGGCGUCUCCGUGAUGCUGUGAAGACAGUACUGACUAGUGGUAGUAAUGGCGCAAAUGUUCAUGUUGUUAUAGCAGGAUUGACUAAUACUUAUUCACAGUAUAUAACUACCUUUGAAGAGUAUCAGGUGCAGAGAUAUGAGGGUGCCUCCACUCUGUAUGGACCACACACACUCAGUGCCUACAUUCAGGAGUUCAAGAAGCUUGCUACCGCUCUCACCAGUGGCAAACCUGUUGCACCGGGUCCACAACCCCCUGAUCUCCUUGAUAAACAAAUAAGCUUACUUACACCUGUUGUGAUGGAUGCAACCCCUCGCGGUGUUAGUUUUGGGGACUGCAGCUCUGAUGUUCCUCAGAACUCCACCUUCAAGAGAGGCCAUGACAUGGUAACAGUUACGUUCUGGUCAGCUUGUCCUCGGAAUGACCUUAUGACUGAAGGUACAUUUGCCCUUGUGGAGAUUCUCCACGGAAAGGAUACUUGGGUUCCAGCUUAUGACGACGAUGAUUUCUGCCUGCGGUUUAAGUGGUCAAGACCUUCCAAACUCAGCACUAGAAGUCAGGCAACCAUAGAGUGGAGAAUUCCUCAGUCUGCAGCUCCCGGUGUGUACAGAAUUAGACAUUUUGGUGCCUCAAAGAGUCUGGUGGGAUCGAUUCGCCACUUUACAGGUUCAUCUAGUGCUUUCGUGGUAGCAUAAGACUCUGUAACUUUGUAUACGGGUAUUUGGUAGCAUUUUUUGCUAAACAUACGACUCUCUGUUGUACCACCGGAUCUAUCUUGCGCGUAUAGAGAGCAUCCCAUAUUUCUUCGUUUGUACUAUGAUGCAAUAUAAUCACGUUGUUUUUAUACUA